Aspergillus nomiae NRRL 13137 is the source of this 771-nucleotide messenger RNA. It is a transcript of the gene rasB, whose product is annotated as Ras small monomeric GTPase RasB. Bases 1 to 735 code for a protein of 244 amino acids. Gene Ontology annotation, cellular component: plasma membrane. Gene Ontology annotation, biological process: signal transduction. The record is from RefSeq and is a predicted model, not a curated record. Lineage: Eukaryota; Fungi; Ascomycota; Eurotiomycetes; Eurotiales; Aspergillaceae. The transcript is spliced from 2 exons. Gene Ontology annotation, molecular function: GTPase activity; GTP binding; GDP binding.
AUGUCGGGGAAAAUGACACUGUACAAGUUGGUGGUGCUGGGGGAUGGUGGUGUCGGAAAAACGGCGCUCACAAUUCAGUUAUGUCUAAAUCAUUUCGUUGAGACGUACGAUCCGACGAUCGAAGACUCGUAUCGGAAGCAGGUGGUGAUCGAUCAGCAAUCAUGCAUGCUGGAAGUACUAGAUACCGCAGGCCAGGAAGAAUACACAGCACUAAGGGAUCAGUGGAUCCGUGAUGGUGAAGGGUUUGUGCUUGUUUACAGUAUCACCUCACGGGCUUCUUUUUCGAGAAUACAGAAGUUUUACAACCAGAUCAAAAUGGUCAAAGAAUCAGCCAGUUCUGGCUCUCCCACCGGCGCCAGCUAUCUAGCCUCCCCGAUCAACAAUCCCUCCGGACCUCCGCUUCCCGUUCCUGUGAUGCUGGUUGGUAACAAGAGCGAUAAAGCUGUCGAGCGAGCAGUGUCCGCGCAGGAAGGCCAGGCCUUAGCCAAGGACUUGGGCUGUGAGUUUGUUGAAGCGUCAGCGAAGAAUUGCAUCAAUGUUGAAAAAGCUUUCUACGACGUGGUUCGGAUGCUCAGGCAGCAACGGCAACAACAACAAGGAGGGCGAUCUCAGGAUCGCCGACCCACUGGCUUGGGUCCCAUGCGCGACCGUGAUGCUGGUCCAGAAUAUCCGAAGUCUUUCCGGACUGACCGCGGCGGGCGGCAUCGUAGCUCAAUAAAAUGCACCAUUCUGUGAAUCAAGCCUCUCUUGCUGGUCGAGUUACACCCUAGC